This is a messenger RNA of Stegodyphus dumicola, 480 nucleotides long. RefSeq lists its product as uncharacterized. NCBI's taxonomy places the organism in Eukaryota, Metazoa, Arthropoda, Arachnida, Araneae, Eresidae. The record is from RefSeq and is a predicted model, not a curated record.
AUGCCUCAUUCAGCUGUAGUAAGAUCGGAUAGGGACAGUACGAAAGUCAGAUUGGUUUUCGAUGCAUCGUCAAAAGGUAAUGGGUGCAAAUCUCUUAAUGAAUGCUUGAAUCCUGGGCCACCGUUGAAUCCCAGAAUUUUGGAUGUAAUCUUGCGAUUUCGCGAAUAUGAAUAUGCAUUCAGCUGUGAUAUUCAGGGAACAUUUUUGACCAUAGGAAUAGCGGAAGAGGAUGGAGACUAUUUACGUUUUUUCUGGUUUCCAGAUGAAAGUGAUUCAAAAACUUACAAGAUUUUACGAAUGACUCGCGUUCCCUUUGGAGUGACAUCAAGCCCAUUUAUCCUUGCUGCGACUAUUAAAUACCACAUUAGAAAAUAUAAACUUGAACAAAGCGAAACUUGUGAAAUGCUUGACUCGGCACUUUAUGUAGAUGAUCUUUUUUACGGAGCAAAUACAAUAGAGAACUUUCACAGAGCGCUGUAA